Messenger RNA from Centropristis striata (black sea bass), 2912 nucleotides. RefSeq names its product autophagy related 14 (gene atg14). Gene Ontology annotation, biological process: autophagosome assembly; mitophagy; cellular response to starvation. Lineage: Eukaryota; Metazoa; Chordata; Actinopteri; Perciformes; Serranidae. Gene Ontology annotation, cellular component: phosphatidylinositol 3-kinase complex, class III; extrinsic component of phagophore assembly site membrane; mitochondria-associated endoplasmic reticulum membrane contact site. Bases 502 to 2034 code for a protein of 510 amino acids. The transcript is spliced from 11 exons. The record is from RefSeq and is a predicted model, not a curated record.
AUUAUAUAUUAAACAUUUACUUCUGAUGUUUCUGUUUCUGUUUAAGCUAAUAAAAGUCAGAAUUAUGAAAUGCCGAAUAUUAUAUUUUUUUUUAUUUUGAAAUGUGAUGGUUAAAUUUUAUUAUUUUUAUGUAUUAAUUUUGAAGCUAAGGUGUUUGUUAUUUUUUAAACUAUAUAUAUCUAAUUGCAGUGUUGUUUUUAGUAUUUAAUUUAAAUAUUAAGCUCCGCCCACCGUUGUGACGUCUUUACAUAAACAAACCUGAAACAAACCCGUCACGUUUCGAGAGGAAACCGGAAGUGGCGGACUCAUCGUCGCUCAUCAAAACAAAAACAUCAAACAGAGUCCGCCCUAUUAAACCUAAUUUAGUGGAAAUAUUAACAUGUCAGCGAGCUGCCGGGUCGUCUAGCCGCCAGAGGAGCACCAUGCUCGGCUAGAAAGCGCCGAGUUAGCCGCGGAGUUUAUAGCUUUAGCGGGUUAGCUUAGCCUGUUAGCUGUUAGCUCAUGGCCUCGGGGCUCCCUCCGCUCGUACCCGACCGACCCGCCUCGUCCUCCGGCCCUCACUCCGGCGGGAGGCCCGUCCGCCCCCAUCACCCGCACCCGGCUGCCCCCGGCCCGGCUCCCCCCGGCCCGGGCUGCAGGAUGGUGGAGUCCGUGGACGACGCGGAGGGCCUGUACGUGGCGGUGGAGCGCUGCCCGCUCUGCAGCACCUCCCGCCGCCGACUGACCUGCGCCCGCUGCGUCCUGGCCGGAGAUUUCUGCUGCCUGGACGGGAGGAGCACGGAGAGGUACGUGGAGAAGUUGGAGCGUCUGAAGCAGCUGAAGGAGGAGAAGCAGCAGCUGCAGCAGAGGGUGAUCGAGGACAUGGACAGGAAGCUGCAGGCUGAUGAGAUGAAAUGGAAGAUCAUGUCAUGUAAGAUGAAGAUCGAGCAGCUGAAGGAGGCCGUCGCCGGGGGCAACGAGGAGGUGAAGAGCGAUAAGGAGGUGCUACUUCGUUCUCAGGAGGAGAGCCAGCGGCUGCAGCGGCGUGCAGGUCGUCACCAGGAGAAGCGAGAUAAGAUUGAGCGUCACAAUCGUCGUCUGGGCGACCUCCUGGACCGACGCAGUCGCGAGCUGCAGAGUCGUCUCAGCCAGCUGGCAGCUCUGAGACGAGGACACAUCCUGGAGCUCACCACAUACAUCUUCCCCACACAGGAGGACAAGCAGUGCAGCAGAGACCCUGCGGACGUGGUGGCAGAGUGCGACCCGGCGCUGACAUCCAGCACAGUGAGCGAGCUGGCGGAGGCUCGGAGGACCACCUACCUGUCGGGACGCUGGAUCUGGGACGACCAGAACGGAGAGACCAGCAUCAGCAUCACAGGACCCCCCGUCACCCUGCCCAGCAAUGGGGACUGCUCCGCCUACUACAGCUGGGUGGAGGAAAAGAGCACCAAUCAGGGCCCAGAGCUGGACCACAUUAACCCCGCCCACACCAUCAGCGCGGCGCUCUGCUACGCCACACAGCUCGUCACCAUCCUGUCUCACAUCCUGGAUGUCAACCUGCCCAAGAAGCUCUGCAACAGUGAGUUCUGUGGAGAGAAUCUGAGCAGAUAUCGUUUCACCAGAGCUCUGAGCAAACUGAACACCAACACCCUGCACCUCUGCUUCUCCCAGCAUGUAGACAGUGAGAAGCUCCACCCACACCACACCCUGAGGAACAUCAUGUUCCUGAUCUCACCAGACAACCACAGCCUGGGCAGGACGGGUCCGUUCGAGGUGAGUGCUGACCUGGAAGAGUCGAUGGAGUUUGUGGAGCCGGAGGCGGCAGGGCCGGCGGAGGAGAGUGGGGAUGAGGCGGUGACUGAUGAGGAGACGGACCUGGGGACGGACUGGGAGACGGUGCCCAGUCCUCGCUUCUGUGACAUCCCAUCUCAGUCUAUGGAUCUGUCUCAGAGUGCUCUCCAGGUGUCUCAGCCGUCUGCUAACACAGGAGGAAUGAUCUCGUCUGCUGCUGCGUCCGUCACCUCCUGGUUCAGAGCUUACACCGGACAGCGCUGAAUGGACUGGACCGGACUGACCCGACCCAACCAACCGGACCAGGUCAGGUCUGGAGACUGUGGACUGGGUCAGGGGUCCGAGGUCAGGGGUCAAUGAGAAUAUAAACUCACCAGCAUCUGUUCAUGUUUUCAUGUUUUCAGGAGAUAAAUACUGUCCAGUAUUUAAACAUGUAACAAAUGUUUAUGAUCGCAUGUUAUUAUUUUUAUAAAUAAUAAUAAUCAUAAAGAGCCAAUUAUAAUAAUAAUUCAAAAGAUCCUGUUGGUUCUUCAGUAUGUCAUCACCGACCAAUCAGUCUCAAACAGCUGCGAUAUAAAAUAUGUUUAUUAAGCAUUUAUUACAUGUUAAUGAGCUCCUGUCCACCUGUCUGUCUCUCUGCCUGUCUGUCUCUCUACCCGUCUGUCUUUCUGCCUGUCUCUUUCUGCCUGUCUGUCUCUCCACCUGUCUGUCUCUCUGCUGACCUGUCUGUUUCUCCACCUAUCUCUCUCCACCCGUUUGUCUCUCUGCUGACCUGUCUGUUUCUCUGUCUCCACCAGUCUGUCUCUCCAUCUGUCUGUCUCCUCCUGUCUGUCUCUCCACCUGUGUGUCUCCUUGCUGACCUGUCUGUCUCUCCACCUGUCUGUCUCUCUGCUGACCUGUCUGUCUCCACCUGUCUGUCUGACCUCCACAAAGGGAAACUUCCUGUUUUGUUUUUUUUUUGUUUUUUAUUCGUCCGCGUGGCAACGACAAACUGAACUCUGUUGCCGUGGAGACAGAGCGGUUGCCAUGGUGAUCCCUGUUUACAGACUGAAUUCUGGGAUGUUUGAAAUGUGUUUUAAAGUUUCUGUGUCAAAAUGAUUCAAAAUAAAGUAAAAUCUGUUUUCUGAUUUUUGGAAACUGAA